Messenger RNA from Eleginops maclovinus (Patagonian blennie), 1666 nucleotides. It is a transcript of the gene ddx47, whose product is annotated as DEAD (Asp-Glu-Ala-Asp) box polypeptide 47. NCBI's taxonomy places the organism in Eukaryota, Metazoa, Chordata, Actinopteri, Perciformes, Eleginopidae. The record is from RefSeq and is a predicted model, not a curated record. Gene Ontology annotation, molecular function: RNA helicase activity; nucleic acid binding; ATP binding.
CUGCGCAGUACUGAUCUGACGACACGUUUGGUAUCCAGCAUGGCGGACGCAGUUGAGGAAAACGUGAAGCCAAAUACAGAAGAAAAACCCGACGAUUCGAGCAGUGAGGAGGAUAACAGUCACCCCGAAGUCGUAGAAACAGAAGAACCAGUGAAAACAUUCAAAGAUUUGGGUGUCACCGAGGUUCUCUGUGAGGCGUGUGAUCAGCUGGGAUGGAAAACCCCAACGAAGAUUCAGAUAGAAGCUGUUCCUUUAGCCCUGCAGGGACGGGACAUUAUCGGCCUCGCAGAGACCGGCUCUGGUAAGACGGGUGCGUUUGCUUUGCCCAUCCUGCAGUCCCUGCUGGCGUCCCCCCAGAGGCUCCACACCCUCGUCCUCACCCCCACCAGGGAGCUGGCUUUCCAGAUCUCAGAGCAGUUUGAGGCCCUGGGCUCCAGCAUCGGUGUUAAAUGUGCCGUCAUCGUCGGAGGAAUCGAUAUGAUGUCCCAGUCUCUGGUGUUGGCCAAAAAACCACACAUUGUUAUCGCCACGCCGGGGCGGCUGAUCGACCACAUGGAGAACACGAAGGGUUUCUCUCUGAGAGCGCUGAAGUUCCUUGUGAUGGACGAAGCCGACAGAAUCCUCAACAUGGACUUUGAGACCGAGGUGGAUAAAAUCUUGAAGGUGAUUCCCAGAGAGAGGCACACCUACCUGUUCUCUGCCACCAUGACCAAGAAGGUCCAGAAGCUCCAGAGAGCAGCGCUGAAGGAUCCUGUGAAGUGUGCCGUUUCCACCAAAUACUCCACAGUAGAUAAACUGCAGCAGUACUACAUCUUCAUACCGUCCAAGUACAAGGACUGUUACCUGGUAUCCAUUCUUAACGAGCUGGCAGGAAACUCCUUUAUGAUUUUCUGCAGCACGUGUAACAACGCCCAGCGGGUGGCGCUGUUGCUGAGGAACCUCGGCAUCACUGCCAUCCCUCUCCACGGCCAGAUGAGUCAGAACAAACGUCUGGGAUCUCUGAACAAGUUCAAGUCCAAGUCUCGCUCGGUGCUGCUGGCGACCGACGUGGCGUCCAGAGGCCUCGACAUCCCCCACGUCGAUUGCGUCAUCAACUACGACAUCCCCACACACUCCAAGGACUACAUCCACAGAGUCGGGCGGACAGCCAGAGCCGGGCUCGGGAAAUCCAUCACCUUCGUCACUCAAUACGAUGUGGAGCUUUUCCAGCGCAUCGAGACCCUGAUAGGGAAGAAACUCCCGGCGUUCCCGACACAGGAAGACGAGGUGAUGAUGCUGGUGGAGAGGGUCAGCGAGGCCCAGAGAUUCGCCCGGCUGGAAAUGAAGGAGCAAGGUGAGAAAAGGAAAAGGCCGAGAGGAGGAGACCCGGACAACGACGACACAGAACAAGCCAGCGGCGUGAGGAAGAAAGUGAGGGGAGGAAGUGGGGCAGGAAGAGGAGGGGAUGGGGGAGGAAGAGGAGGGGGAGGGAUGAAGAAGAGGGGAGCAGCAGCCUGGAGGGGAGGGGGCCGCUGAUGCCUCCUACAUUAACAGACUGUAAAUAACAAUAAGACGCCUUUUCAUUCAUGGUAUGUUUCCCAGCAUCGAGUAUGGAUGCUAUUUAAUGACAGAAAUCCUGCUUGAGAUGAGAUUUCCCCAUUUGUAAUAAAAUCCAGUUGAAAUCCUU